Molecule: messenger RNA, 1807 nt
Organism: Sander lucioperca (pikeperch)
Lineage: Eukaryota; Metazoa; Chordata; Actinopteri; Perciformes; Percidae
Gene: c7h11orf16
Product: chromosome 7 C11orf16 homolog
Exons: 7
Coding region: 5-1777 (590 amino acids)
Source: RefSeq, a predicted model, not a curated record
AGCGAUGACAUCCAGGCAGACGACGGCCUCUGAGGCUGCACUGGUUCCUCUGUUUCUGGGCAAACAGAGAUGCAAUGUCACAUUUGUUGUGGACAGCUCAGAGAACAUGAGGGCUGCCCUGGGGUCAGUGAAACGCCUGCUGAUCCAGACCCUGUUGACAAAGGCCUCACUCAGGGACUCUCUCUUCAACAUCAUGACGUUCUCAGGCAAGUUAACCUGCUGGUCCCAACACAUGCUUCCCUGCGCCCCUGACACAGUGUACAUGGCUCUGUCCUGGAUCCACUCCAUCAGCUGCGGUCCCGGCAGGGACCUCCUGGCCGCCCUGAGCAUGUCCCUCACUGACCCCGCCUGUCACGCCAUCCACCUGCUCUGCACGGGCCUCCCCGGCCAGCCAGAGGCAGUACUGGCAGCCCUGCCGGCUCUGGCAGCUGGGAGGCCUGUGAACGUCUUCUACCUGCAGGACUCAGGUGCUCAGCUGGACAGAAACACCAGAGACUACCUGCAGUGUUUGACCCAGGCCACAAGAGGGAGCUGUUAUGUGAUUCCAGUUGGUUUGAAUGGAGUGCUGGAGGAGGCGGUUCCUCUGUACAUUGUGGAGAAGCAAUCAUCAGCAAUGACAAUCUCUCCAGUGAAGUGUUGCUGUCCGUCCACUUCCACCUUCAUCUCACACAACAGCACAUCAUCGCCUCUGCUCAGUCUGGGUAAUCCAUCCAUCCUGUCUGCUCAAAACCUGGGCGGUCCAGAGUUCUUCCCAGGAUGCCGAGUGCUGGCCAGGAGGGAGGUGGAUGGCCUCUACUACCUAGGAACAGUAAUACAGCAAGUACAGGGCCGCGUGGGAGUUUGGGUUGUCGAGUUUGACCAUCCAGGAGGCGCUAGUUUGGGGGUCGUCUCCUCCCAGAGGCAGCUGGUUUGCUCCCUCGACAUGGUGAACCACUACAGAGCUCACACGUGCUGUCUAGUACCUGGUGAUGCUGUCCUGUCGCCAUGGGAAUCAGAUUUGAGAAGAUAUGGACCGGGGAGAGUGAUGGCCGCCACUGAACACAGAGAUGGCUUUGGAGUUGAUGUUAAGAGCCUCCGGGUGCUGAUGUGGAAUGGUUGUGUGUCUCUGGUUCCCGGCAGUCUGGUUUUACCCAUUUCAGCUCCUCAACAUGCCAGAAUAGUCAGGGAGCUCCAAAUUCCGACAUCAGCCUCCAGUCGUUGUUGCAGCUGGCUUUGUGCUCGCAGCUCCUCCUGCCCUCCCCAGCUGUUCUGCACCGACGGCUGUCAGUCUUCAUCUUGCUGCUGUUCAUACUCAAACCCUCGGCCAUGCUUAUUUCCACUCAGCUGUAGGUCCAGCUUUGGAGGAACGGAUGGAUUUGAAAGGGCAGAGCAAGAUAAACAGCCGGACCUAAAAAAUACAGAUGUGAGCAGGAGUGACCCCGAGGUGCCCUCACCCUCCUCCUCUUCAUCUCUUUCUGAGGGUGAGAGCAGAGUGAAGCUGAGGAGCAAACAGCAGCGUCCUCCCUGGAGGUACUGGAGACAAACUGGAUCAGAGCCACAACACAGACAGCCAGGGACUUUAGUGCCGAGGAGGACAUCACAACCUGUGAGGUCCAGCUUCUCUGUCCCACAGAUCAGUGCCUCGCCCAAUCACAGCUCUCUGUUUCAGUCACUUCCUGGUGCUAAAGGAAGAAGAGCGAACAUCAGGGAUGUUUUUGGAACGACCAACUUCAAACCUCAACCACCAGCGGCACUGCGGCCUUUCUCUUGCAACAAUGCUACUUCUGUUUACACAUAAAAGAUAAAAUAAAGUUAAACAACAAAUUGA